Messenger RNA from Copidosoma floridanum, 777 nucleotides. RefSeq names its product growth hormone secretagogue receptor type 1-like. Gene Ontology annotation, biological process: G protein-coupled receptor signaling pathway. Gene Ontology annotation, cellular component: plasma membrane. The record is from RefSeq and is a predicted model, not a curated record. Lineage: Eukaryota; Metazoa; Arthropoda; Insecta; Hymenoptera; Encyrtidae. Gene Ontology annotation, molecular function: G protein-coupled receptor activity.
AUGGAGAUUCCUGAAGGCCUGCUUGAUGGCAACAGUUUCGAAAAAGCUAAGGUUUGUAAAUUGAAUAAAGCUCUUUAUGGACUUAAAAUCAGCCCAAAAAGAUGGAAUGAGCGAUUUUACGAGACUGCAUCUAAGUUGAGACUACAAUCACAUACGAACGAGCCCUGUCUCUAUACACAGAGAAAAGCAGAUAACUUUCCAGUCCUGAUCUUAUACUUAGAUGAUAUGAUAAUAGCCAGCAAUUGUGUAAGCAAAAUAAAUGAAAUUAAGACUGGUCUGCAAUCUGACCCAUUCCUUGUUAUGGUGACUUUUCAAGAAGAUAACGAGGAUUUAGUUAACAACAUACCUGUUUGCAGGACAGAAGCAAGAACACUAUGGAGUGUAGUGUAUAUUAUAGCUGUUUUUUUUUUUUUUUUCAUCUUACCAGCAGCUAUAUUACUUAUUAUCUAUUCUCUAAUAGUUUAUCAGCUCAAACAGACGACAGUUUUAAGAUGCAUAUCCAUAGCGACAGUAGUAAAGACUAGAGAUCAAAUCGUACGAAUGCUUUGUAUGAUUAUAUUUACAUUUUUUAUAUGCUUAUUGCCUCUACGACUAAUGAUUAUGUGGAUACUAAUGAGCCAACUAGAUGCAAUUAUUGAUGUUGGAGUAGAAAAGUACUUUUGUCUAUUGAAUUUUUCAAGAUUAAUGUUUUAUUUAAAUUCUGCUGUAAAUCCAGUAGUCUAUACUUUGAUGUCUUUAAAAUUUAGAAAAAAACUGGUAUCUAUUCUAAAGAAAUAA